This is a messenger RNA of Spirodela intermedia, 4072 nucleotides long. The record is from the annotation of a GenBank genome assembly. Lineage: Eukaryota; Viridiplantae; Streptophyta; Magnoliopsida; Alismatales; Araceae.
AUGCUUUUCCUGUUCUCCCAUUUCAGUAGGUCGGCCUACCUCUUCACGCGGAAUAGCGCCGACCUCGUUGACUUCAGAUCAUCCGGGGUCAAUUCUAGAGAUAUUAGGAAUGGAUUUAAAGAAUUCAGGCUGACUCCCCCGCCCAGGAGUGCUCCAACAAGUGUUCUAUCCAGCCCUGUGCUUAGCCCCCGAGGAUUGAGGCCACUGGCUCCCCGUGGACCUGCGAUAUGGUCAGCGCAAGACUUUCCUUACACAGAUAUGGGAGCAGGAUUCUCUUCUCGAACCUCGCCAGAGGGAAUUUUCGCUAGCCCAGAGCAUUCACCAUUGCACAGCCCAACGACGAGAAGUCCCGGAGUAAGGUCAAGGAAUCCAAGCUCGCCUCAAUCUCCAUUGCACCCAAUGUAUGCAGACAGCUCCGCCUCCUGGCAUGACGGCAAUGCUAGUGCUAACGGCCAUCCACUGCCUCUUCCUCCCGGCGGUGUGGUGCCUGCGCAGUCCUCUUUCACUCACCAACCUGCUCCGAAGAAUGAGCCACCAUCUGUUACAAACCAGUGGCUGAAAGGUAAACUCAUUGGUAGCGGUACCUUCGGAAAUGUUUACCAUGGCACCCACAGGUAUGUCUGACAGGAGAUAAAAUCUUCAUUACAGUCUUCCUUAAUCUCCUUUGGUAUGUUCUUGAAGUGAUUGGGUCUUCAUUAACAGGCACACUGGGGCGUCGUGUGCAAUGAAAGAGGUUAAUCUAGUCCCCGAUGACCCCAAAUCCGCUGAAUCUAUCAAACAGCUAGAGCAGGUUUGGUCCUUCAGAUCCCAUAUGGUUAAUAUCUAUUAAUUUUCUGUAUUACUCUCUGUUAUUAUUUUUUGGUAUUAUUCAGUAUUUCGUUCCAGUCGUGUGAUAUUAUUGCAUAAUAAUGAUUUAGCCAAAAAAAAUGGCCUUCUCUUGGGUGUUAAAUUAUAUUAAUUUUUAUAUGUUUCGAGAAUGUAAAACAGGGUUUUCAUGCGGCUUAUCAUAUUCCUGGAGAAGAACACCUUGUAACAAAUAGGCUGAGGUGGCAUGUUCAUCUGAUCUUUGAUCUUCUAUGCUGGGAAUCCCUUCGAUUGUCAGAAAAGCAGUACAUGUGAUGCUCUUUUCUGAUAGAGUACUUGAAAAAAAUCAUCCUCUGACUUUUUCGAGAGAAAAGAAAGAUAAAGAUUCAGUUCAGUCGCAUCUUGUUUCUUUCAAUGCAUUCAUUCCAUCCGCUGAAGAACUAGUGAGUGGUUCAUUAUUUGGGUCUUCAGAUAACACGGUUGUUUGACUUGAGAAGCAGGUCUGGUUGACGAGGCGAUAUUCUCUUCUUACUUUCUCAUCUGGUUGACUUCGGACCCAUGUUUGCUAUAUGUACAAUUCUUCAUUUUCUUAUCUUUUCACUGCAUUGCGAUCCUUCUUCCUAUUUCUUCAUAUAAAAUAAAUAAAUAUAUAUUUUUUAAAAAAAUAUACAAAGGGUGAGGUACAGAGAAUCAUGUGAUUCAUUUCAUAAUUGUCUACAAGAGAUAUUCUUUACGAGAAAUAGAUAUCAUUGAUUCUCUGAUUUGAUGCCCUUUUCUUGUUCCUUGUGUUCUUCUCAUGCAUUAAUUUAUUAUUUAUUCUCUGUAAACAGGAAAUAAAGGUUCUCAGCCAACUGAAGCAUCAGAACAUUGUGCAGUAUUAUGGAAGUGAAAUAGUAAAUAUUCUUCCCAGAUAACUUCUUCUGAUGACUCGCUGAAUGAGGAAUUGAUGUCAAUAAAUUCACCUGAAAAAUGCAGAUCGGCGAUCGAUUUUACAUAUACUUGGAAUAUGUUUAUCCCGGAUCAAUAAAUAAAUAUGUGCGGGAGCAUUGCGGAGCUAUAACAGAAUCGGUGGUUCGCAACUUCACCCGCCAUAUUCUCAAUGGAUUGGGAUACCUGCAUAGCAAAAAGACAAUGCACAGGUUUCAUUUACUCCUCGUUCCCUUUUUUGCAUCAAUUUUUUAUCAAAUUAUUUUCUUUCGAAUUAAAAUAAUUUGAGACUAUAUGGUCUUGUCAGUCAUCUCUCAGCUUGGCACAUUACCCUUAACAGUUUCUGCUCCCUUUACCCCCCCCAAGAACAACGCUGACUCCCUAGAUUGUAAUCCUCCACUUCUCGUGUCAUCUAUUUUCCCACGAAUAAAAAAUACCCAUUCUCUCAGUUUGAUCAGGGAAAUUUCCAUCAGCCAGUUUCGCAUCUGCCGAAUUUUCUUUCUAAGAUGGCAGGAAUCAAGAUGCUAUACUUUCUUGCGAUGUCUCAGUCAUUGUUCACAGAAUGCCGUAUAAUGGAUGAUUUAAUUAUUUUAUCAAUAAUUAAUUUCAUCUAUUUUAUCCAUAAUUAUUGUCCACUUCUCGUGUCAUCUAUUUUCCCCCACAAAUAAAAAAAUAUCCACUCUCUCAGUUUGAUCAAGAACAUUUCUAUCAGAGUCAGUUUGGCAUCUGCCGAGUUUUCUAUCUAAGGUGGCAGGAAUCAAGAUGCGAUGUCUCAGUCAUUGUUCAGAUACUGCAUUCUGUGAAAAUCAUCAUCUACAGCACUUGUUGUUGUUGUUGUUGUUCUUCUUCUUCUUCGUCUAGAGUGCUAGAAAGAAACAUGAUAGGGAGGGCUUUCUCAAGGCAUAAUCACUUUUAUAAUAUUUGUAUAAUAUUUUGAAAAUCGUGGUGCCAAACUUUCAGACCUACCCAAUUAAUUUCAUGGUUUAUGAUGCUGGAAUUUGCGCAUAAACAGCACGCCAUAUAUCUAUAUAUAAUCCUAAAUAAUGGGAUAUUCCAAUGGAUUAUGUUCUAGCCGCUCAAGAUCUUCCUCCCCCUCUCUGGCAGGGACAUCAAAGGAGCAAAUCUACUUGUCGAUUCAUUCGGCGUUGUAAAGCUUGCCGACUUUGGAAUGGCGAAACAUGUGAGUAGGGUAGGGUGGUCUUCUGGAACGCCUGGUGGGGGGCUUUUCCUACACAGAUUUCCAUAUUUUAGGUAGAACCUAAUCGCUGCCGAUGGCUCUUUGGACAGCUGAGUGGGGAGAAGGCGGUGCUUUCUCUGAAGGGAACUCCGUAUUGGAUGGCUCCGGAGGUAUUUUUCUGGCACCCACCAUUGAUAGAUACAACACACCCAUGGCAGGAUGGCAGGAUCUUGAAGAAGCUCUCUCUGCGCGCAGGUGGUCCAGGCCAUGCUAAUCAAGGAUAAAGGGUAUGAUCUCUCUGUGGACAUAUGGAGUCUGGGCUGCACGAUCAUUGAGAUGUUCACAGGAAAACACCCCUGGGAUGGCUACGAAGGGGUAAGCGAUUUCUUCUUGACCCCCCAUCACUCCAUUUCUUCUCGAGCUUUACCCUAAGAAAUGUGUGCAUCUAUAAAUGGUACAUGAAGCUUGAUGAGGGCCGAUCUUAUGUUCAUUGUUUGGGUACUAUAAAUGGUAGAUAAGAUUGUCAGGAUAGCCUAUUUAUGCCCACAUAUGAAGCUGAUCGAUCAUAUGAAGGCUUUGUGCCAUCAUGGGAGACUAAAUCGUGUGGGAUCAUGCUUAAUGGUUCAUUCAUAUGAAAGUUCUUGGUGAAGUGAAGGGAGGAAGAGGCUUUCUUACCUGGGUGUUCUUCUCUCUCCUGACGAGACUUCUCCUCCGCUGCUGCUGCUGCAGGCCGCGGCGAUGUUCAAGGUCUUGCGGGACUCCCCUCGCAUACCCGACGCGUUGUCGCCCGAAGGAAAGGACUUCCUCCAGUGCUGCUUCCAGAGGAACCCAGCUGAGCGGCCCACCGCAGCCCAGCUUCUGGAGCAUUCUUUUGUGAAGAACCUGCACCACCAUGAUGUCCAGGGGGCCAUCCAUUCAUUCUCCGCUCUUAAGCUGGCGGUAUCCCCCUCCUGCCUCCACCUUCAUUCUCAUCGUCUUCAUCAUCAUAUUUUUAUUUAUUUAUUAAUUUAUUUAUGCCGGCAGGAAACUACUCACAACCCGAGAGAUAAAGCUGCGGCGAAGACGGACUCACCUGGAAAGUCAAAGACUUUGAAUGGGUAUGCUGUCAACUUGUCUUGCCAGGAAGUUCUGAUUGAUCCCCGAGCACGCUGCUCUCUUGGCUAA